AUGUCAGAAUUGCUGGAUCCAAACAAUGAUCCAAAUAUCGGGUCGUCUCGCGGGGAAAACCAGUCAACUAUAGACGUGACACUUGGCUCACUCGGCGUGGAUACCUCUACCUCUGCCGCAGCUCUGCUGACGACUUUUGUUCCUGCGUUUGUGCUUUUUACCCUUUGGACUGCGGUUUUUAUUAUCUGUCGACGGAGUCAACAGCGCUUCUAUGCCCCCAGAUCAUACUUGGGCAAUAUCCAUGAACAUGAACGGAGCCCGGAACUACCUUCAGGUUGGGUCAAUUGGAUCGGUGCCUUCUUCAACCUGUCAGACACCUAUGUGCUUCAGCAUUCAUCUUUGGAUGGAUACUUUUUCCUACGGUUCCUCCGGCUUAUGUCAGUGACAUGUUUCGUGGGAUGCCUUGUCGUUUGGCCCAUUUUGUUUCCUAUCCAUGCCACCGGGGGAGCGGGAAAUACUCAACUUGAUGCAUUGAGUUUCAGUAAUGUGAAAGAUCCUAAUCGAUAUUAUGCGCAUGUUUUUGUCGCUUGGAUGUUCUUCAGUUUCAUAUUCUACAUGGUAACCCGAGAAAGCAUGUUCUAUGCUACGCUUCGACAAGCAUAUUUUCUCUCGCCUCUAUAUGCUAGCCGUAUCUCGUCGAGGACUGUCUUAUUCAUGGCAGUCCCCCAAACCCUUCUCACCAAGUCUAAGAUGGCAAAGGUUUUUGGAAAGUCUAUCAGGCGUAUCUGGAUUACGACAGACUGCAAAAAGCUAGAUGAACGAGUCAAAGAGAGGGACGAGUUGGCUUUGAAGCUGGAGAGUCUGGAAACGGACUUGAUCAAAUCUGCGAAUUCCGCAAGAUCUAAAGCGAUGAAAAAACAGAAAAGGGAUGAAGAAUGCGUAGUUGAUACUGGACCUAACCCUGACGGCAUGGCUUGCGAUCUUGAUUCUAUCCCAUGGGCGAAGAGAGUAAAACGACCGACUCAUCGCCUACGUUAUUUCACUGGCGAAAAAGUUGAUACCAUAGAAUGGCUACGGUCCGAGCUUGAAAAGGUGCUUCCUAAAGUCGAGAAGCUGCAAAAGAAACAUCGAGAUGGAGACGCGAAGUCAAUUCCAGCUGUGUUUAUCGAAUUCGAUUCCCAAGCGGCCGCCCAAACCGCCUAUCAAAUGCUCUCACACCAUCAACCGUUUCAAAUGACACCCCGCUAUAUCGGAAUUACGCCGCAGGAAAUUAUCUGGCCUGCCUUGCAAUACAGCUGGUGGCAAAGAAUUGUGCGGAAAUUCUUGAUCCAGGCGGCUAUUACUGCCCUGAUUAUAUUCUGGUCGAUUCCUUCUGCCUUCGUCGGAAUGAUAUCGAAUGUGGCGUAUCUGAGCAAUCUCCUGCCAUUCCUUGGGUUUAUUAACGAACUUCCCGAAGUAAUUAAGGGCGUUAUCAGUGGUUUACUCCCCGCUGUAGGUCUUGCGUUGCUGAUGGCAUUGGUGCCGAUUUUGUUGAGAUUUCUCGCGCGGCAAACUGGACUUCCAACUACUGUUCAUGUAGAAUUGUUUACGCAGAACGCCCACUUCUGUUUCCAGGUGGUGCAGGUAUUUCUUGUUACCACGUUGACCUCCGCAGCUUCAGCCGCAACAAGCCAAAUUAUCAAGGAUCCCAUGUCAGCCAAAGAUUUACUCGCAAAGAAUCUCCCGAAAGCUUCAAAUUUCUAUAUUUCAUACUUCCUUCUUCAGGGUCUAGUCCUGAGUGCUGGUGCGGUAGUGCAGGUGCUGGGAUUCGUCAUUUUCAAGAUCUUCGUUGCGUUCUUUGACACCACUCCGCGCAAACUCUACGAACGAUGGACAUCAAUGAAUGGGUUGCGCUGGGCUACCGUCUUUCCGGUGUUCACAAACAUGGUCGUGAUCGCCAUUACCUACUCCUGCAUCGCACCUCUUAUUCUCGGAUUCUCCUCGUUCGGCUUAUACCUAGUCUACCAAGCCUACCGUUACAACUUGCUUUUCGUGUACGACUCUGAUGUCGAUACCAAGGGCCUGAUCUACCCGCGUGCCCUGCAGCAAGUAUUGACAGGUGUAUAUCUCUCCUCUGUGUGUAUGAUUGGCCUGUUCGCCAUUAAGGGCGCUAUAGGGCCAGUGAUUAUGAUGGUCCUCUUCAUCAUUCUCACGAUUCUAGCGCACAUAUCCCUGAAUGAUGCAUUGCGCCCCCUACUCUCCGCACUUCCCCGGACCCUCGAGCAAGCUGAAAUGCUAGGCGACAACGACGCCCAUGACGAUGACGAUGGGAGUUUUGGUGAGCAGGAUGACAGUUCAAGCAACUCCCACGACGGCACAACAGGUGAGAAACCACCUGUUAGCCCAGAAAGCGCCAGCAACGAAAUCCCCAGCCCAAUCUCCGCCUACAAACUAAAGAGCUCAACACAAACAACCAUAACCCUCGCCGAGAUCACCCGAGCAGGGACUUCGGCUGAAACGCCUGUUUUCCCACAUCACAGGCCCAACGCCCUCCACGCCAUCCUGCGGAAAUUCUCCUACUUCAUCCACUCAAUCGUAGAGCCCCAUAUCUACAUCGACUACGCGACGCUACGCAAGCGGAUCCGGCAGGGUACGCCCGUUGAGUACACGGACGAAGUAGCGGACAAUGCAUAUUACCCGCCGUCGGUGUGGAGUCCGACGCCGCUACUGUGGGUGCCGCGCGAUGCGGGCGGGAUUAGCCAGCGUGAAGUGGAGUUGACGAGUCGUGUGAUACCGAUGACGGAUGAGGAGGCUCAUUUGGAUGAGAGGAAUAAGGUGAAGUGGGAUCAGGUGAAGAGCCAGCCGCCGAUAUGGCAGGAGAAGAUAUUUUACUAAGCUAUGAGCAAGGGAUAUUUACUCGCGGGAUAGGAGAAUGUGAUGACUUUUGAG
This is a messenger RNA of Blastomyces gilchristii SLH14081, 2868 nucleotides long. Its product is annotated as DUF221 domain-containing protein. Gene Ontology annotation, molecular function: calcium-activated cation channel activity. Gene Ontology annotation, cellular component: plasma membrane. The transcript has 6 exons. Bases 1 to 2814 code for a protein of 937 amino acids. NCBI's taxonomy places the organism in Eukaryota, Fungi, Ascomycota, Eurotiomycetes, Onygenales, Ajellomycetaceae. The record is from RefSeq and is a predicted model, not a curated record.